Messenger RNA from Psammomys obesus (fat sand rat), 6135 nucleotides. RefSeq names its product microtubule associated scaffold protein 1 (gene Mtus1). Lineage: Eukaryota; Metazoa; Chordata; Mammalia; Rodentia; Muridae. The transcript has 14 exons. Gene Ontology annotation, cellular component: cytoplasm; nucleus. Gene Ontology annotation, molecular function: microtubule binding. The record is from RefSeq and is a predicted model, not a curated record. The coding region runs from base 600 to 4229 and encodes 1209 amino acids.
UGGAGACAAUGUAGAGCGCAGGUGGGACUCCGGGAGAGCAAUCAGUGCUGUUUCCUCUUAAGCCCCUUGCGCUGGUCAAUGCGCAGCUCUCCCACCUCCCAACUCCAAAGCCUUCUGGCCCUUGCCAGGGGUCCUAGGAGGAGCCGAGCCUUUCUCUGGUUAGCCUGUCCGGCCCUGGGGCCCCAGAGCUGGGCUCCGCGGAGCCUGGCUCGCCCACGGGGACGUGAGUGGUCUGGGGACGCGCGGGACAGCCAGGUGCGCAGUCAGCAGCGGUCGCACGCCGACGCUUGUGGCAACAGGUGCAGCGCGGACCAGGUCCUACUUCUGGGGCGGGUGGCAUGUUGCUGUGUAGCUGGGGAGCCGGAUCUGGCAGGGGGUCGUAGUGGAACUCCGUGGGACUCAUCGUGUCUCUAGGAACCCUAGGAAGCCUCUCCGGGAACAACAAAUCACUUCAACUUCAAAGCAUCUAAGACUACAAUCCUGGAACUGGGCUGAAAGCAAUAGAGAUAGGAGGAGCAAGACCAUUUUUCAUUCACUCUGGAUUUAGAAGGAUUUGAAGAGAAAAAUAAAAUGGCAGAGGUUUAAAGUUAGUAUCCAGGAUGAAUGAUGCUAAUUCAGAUAGGACAGAAGAUGGAUUGCAUUACGUAUUUAUCAGUGAUAAAACCUUGAAUACCUCUGAAUACAACAAAACAUCACCAUGUACGCAGCACCCUUCAGCUAGUCACGGGGAUUGGAACUCUGCCAACCCAGAUGACAUGGUGGUUGACUACGAAAUGCAUCCCGCCGUGGACCAUAGUGAGAGUGUCUCUUUAGGCCAGCAGCGUGUUGAGGCAGUUGCUUACCCAGAGCCUUCAAGUGGUUUCACUAGUGAGUUUGCAAUGCAUAGUGACCCCACCUGCCGGUCUUCUGCAUUCGGGAAUACAGAGAAGGCCCUGGACCUGCACAGUAACAUGGAUUCCCUAGAGGUUGUCGAGAAUGAGAGGGGUGAGUCCUCUCUUCCCUGUGUGUGUAAGUCUGAUGAUGAUUUGGAUUGUGCAGGCGCUCCCGCAGCUUUGGAGCUGAAAGGAACAUUUGACGGGAAAGUGGACCCAGUUAACGGCACCUUUAUUGCCCACCAUGCUAUCAAACAGGGCCAGCCUUUACAUGCUGCUGGAGGGCUGCAGGCGACAAGUGUGAGGGAUGGAAGCACACUGUUCUCCUGCUCUACUUGGCCAUCACCCCAUUCUUCUAAGAUGCACAUGACGGGCAUUAAUUGUAAUGGAGAGAACUUUGAAAGCCUUCAAGCCACACCAUCAGAGACCCUAAACACAACCUACACAGUGUGUUCUGAUGUGCUGAUGCAAACCGACAGUCCAGUCAUUGGAAUUCAGAGUCCGUAUUCUUUAGGAAAUGUCACCAAAGACUAUGCAGAUGGGACCGAACAAGAACUUGUUGGAGAGAAAGAGCUACAAGCUGUGACACCAGUUCCUGAUGGCAUGGAGGUCCCCAAUGGGUCUGUACUACAGGAGUUCUAUUGUGUAUCUGAAGAUGAAUCCAACAGUGAGGCACAUUCACACGGCUCAGUUGGUCAACAAGAAAUGGGCCAAAAUCUACGAGAAACACUGUCCAACUGUCAUGUUGAUGGUGGAUGCCCUUUACUGGUGCCAGCUUUUGAUAAGAGUAAACCCAGAGUCCUGGACUCUGAGUAUACAGUCACCACAACGGAAGACCCACGCAUCGCUUCUCAUGACAGCAACUCAGAAAUCCAAAGUAGUACCAAAGAGCUGACCCUGAGAAGUGUUCCAGGACAGAGCAUCUCAUCGUGUGAAAUGGCUUGGGAUGAAGAUGGUAGAGCCAUUAGCACAAAUAAUACAGUUUGCAUGUCAACACCAGUUCUGCAACCCCCCAAUGUAAGCUUUAUGUGUUCACCCAUCCAAGUGACAGAGACGCGCAACAAUAAUGUGGAGAAUGGGCCAAGAGAUGCUAAAAAUGCAGCAGACUUGAAAGGAGCACCAAUAAAUAUGUCAAAACCCAAUCUGGGAAAAUCAGCUACCAAAAUGAGUACCACCAUAGGCAAUAAAGUUAGGAAAACGGAAAUUAUAAGUUAUCCGAGACCAAACUUCAAAAAUGUUAAAGCCAAAGUUAUAUCCAGGUCAGUGCUGCAACCCAAAGAUGGUCCCCCAACGAAGGGCACACCCAACCCUCAGGUUCCUGGGGACUCCUCACCCUCACCAGUGCCUUCUAAACAGUCGAUGGUUAUGAGCAAAAUGCCAAGGUCUGACUUGAAAGCAGACAAAAAAGCAGAAAUCCUAAUUAGCAAGACACAUAAGCAGCAGUUUAAUAAACUCAUCACCAGCCAGGAUGUGCAUGUUACAGCUCAUCCUAAAAACGCUUCACUCAGGGUUCCAAGAACAACAUCUGCCAUGAAAUCGACCCAGGAGGAUGUUGGCAAGGCAGGUUCUCCUCACGCAGCAAGCGAGCCUGGGUCUGUAGCUGCGUUUUUCCAGAAGAUCAAAGGCAUUCUCCCAGUUAAGAUGAAAAGUUCAGAGUGUUUGGAAGUAACGUACCUUUCUCACAUUGAUCAGAUUAGCCCUGAAAAGGGUGAAAAGGAUAGUGAGGCUCCAAGGGAAAAGCAAGAGCUGGGAAAGCAAGCCAUGAAUGAGACUUUUGAAUCCAAAUCUCUUUUUGUGGGUUCUACACCCAAAACUUCCACGACUCCAGGAAGGAGCAGUUCCAAGCCAGACUCCUGCAGCCUGAGGAAAACACCAGGUCUAAAAGCCAAAGUGGGGCCUGCCGUUUCCUGCCUGAGGAGGAAGAGUGACAGCAGAACCCUAGGCUCUGACAGGGCCCUGUCACCUCAGAGGAUCAGGCGUGUGUCCAGCUCUGCUGGUAAUGCUGCCAUCAUCAAGUAUGAAGAGAAACCUCCCAAGCAAGCAUUUCAGAAUGGGACAGGAUCCUUAUAUUUGAAGCCUUUGGUGCCCAGAGUUCAUGCACACUUGCUCAAAACUCCUCCAAAAGGUCCUUCAAGAAAGAGUCUAUUUACAGCUUUUAAUUCAGUUGAAAAAGGCAGGCAGAAGAACCCCAGAAGCCUGUGCAUCCAGACCCAGACAGCUCCAGAUGUGCUGUCCUCCGAGAGAACCCUUGAGUUGGCCCAAUACAAGACCAAAUGUGAAAACCAAAGUGGCUUUAUCCUGCACCUCAAGCAGCUUCUUUCCUGUGGUAAUACCAGGUUUGAAGCACUAACGGUUGUGAUCCAGCACCUCCUGUCGGAGCGAGAGGAAGCCCUGAAGCAACACAAAACCCUCUCUCAAGAGCUUGUCAACCUUCGGGGAGAGCUAGUUGCUGCUUCAAGCACCUGUGAGAAGCUAGAAAAGGCCAGGAAUGACUUACAAACAGCGUAUGAAGGGUUUGUCCAGAAACUAAACCAGCAACAUCAGGCGGACCGGACGGAAUUGGAGAACCAGCUGAAGGAAUUCUACACGUCAGAGUGUGAGAAGCUGCGGAACAUUUACAUCGAGGAGGCAGACAAGUAUAAAACUCAGCUGCAAGAGCAGUUUGACAACUUAAAUGCCGCCCAUGAAGCCACUAAGCUGGAGAUUGAAGCUAGCCACUCAGAGAAAGUAGAGCUGCUGAAGAAGACCUAUGAAACCGCCCUUUCAGAAAUCAAGAAGAGCCAUGAGAUGGAAAAGAAGUCACUGGAGAACCUGCUUAGUGAGAAGCAGGAAUCCCUGGAGAAACAAAUCAAUGACCUGAAGAGUGAAAACGAUGCUUUAAAUGAGAAGUUGAGGUCCGAGGAACAAAAGCGAAUAUCAAGAGAGAAGAAAACCCCUCAGGUCAUGUAUCUGGAGCAGGAACUAGAAAGCCUGAAAGCUGUGUUGGAGAUCAAGAAUGAGAAAUUACAUCAGCAGGAUAUGAAGCUAAUGAAGAUGGAGAAGCUGGUGGACAACAACACGGCCUUGGUCGACAAGCUGAAGCGGUUCCAGCAGGAAAACGAGGAGCUAAAAGCUCGAAUGGACAAGCACAUGGCGAUUUCAAGGCAACUUUCCACGGAGCAGGCAGCACUACAGGAGUCCCUGGAAAAGGAGUCAAAGGUCAACAAGAGACUGUCCAUGGAGAACGAGGAGCUCCUGUGGAAGUUGCACAACGGGGACCUGUGCAGCCCCAAGAGGUCCCCCACGUCUUCAGCCAUCCCUUUCCAGUCCCCCAGGAACUCCGCCUCCUUCUCCAGCCCCAGCAUCUCGCCCAGAUGACGGCUUCCAGAUGUGGAAGAGAGACUCUGGAGGCGCCGAGAUGCGCAGUUCUGCAGGACUGACCCUCUUGUGGGAAUGAGGGCUGCCGCGAUGGCUUUCUGGAAUUUCCACCGGGACUGCCGCGUCAGCCACUUACGAGUUGGGACGUCUGGAGGAGGACUUUUGAACUUGGUCCAAAAGCCUCCUCCAAAAAUAGAUUUUGGAAUUGAUGUGGACAUAGUUGCACAAAGCACUUAAGGAACGAGGGAAUCUUGUUCUUUGCCUUCCUUCACCUAAGCAUAAGGGGAAAACUCUCAGGGGCCUAUUAAGAUAAAGAUUUAUAACCUUUAUAAUGUUCUUCACCAGAGACACCUUCUUGUGAUUUUUAUUUCGGUCUGUGGGCAGGGGUGUAUGUGUGUGAAUAAAAUGGAUGUACUGGUGUGUCACAUGACUGUCAUAGCCCUCUCUGCUGUGUAUUCAAAAGUCAACAGCUGAAUAUAGCUGGGCCUAUAUUAAUCAAGUCAUAAUCCAUAUACAUGUGUCAACAAAAGCCAUAGAAGAGAAAGCAGUAGUUGCUUGAAUUACUACCAGCUCCUCUUAGCACUGUGACAUGGCAGGGCUCGGGUAUGACAGGAAAAACCUUUUGGUUUGUUGAUGUCUGUACAUUUCUCUGUUGUUAGUUUUUCAGUGUUGAGCAUUGUCAGUCAGUACAUUUUCUUUUCCUGUAGAUAUUUAUGAGCCCAACUACUGUACUCAGGCUACGAGCAAAUGUAGCACCCUAAAUUUUUCUAAACACAGGUCUGUAUAAAGAGUAAGGGGGCCGUACCAAUGGAUGUUUCUGACUCAUCUUCACCUUGAAUCUAAGCUAUUUUCACGGAGGUAAACCUCCAUCUUCCCUCCUGCUGUUUUUGACAUCAUCUUUUCCUCCUCCAUGUAAAGCCACAGAAGCAAGCCCUCCACCCCCUUCCCAGCUUAUCUUUGAGGUGCUGAACCUACUUUGCAAAUUAGCUAAGCUCUGGAUGGAUCUGAGACUACAAAUUUUGGAAACCCUUAGGGAAUUCAGCAUGCACUAAUGGACAGAAGCACCUCCUUAAGCCAUCAGCUCCUUGUUUGGUGGAAGAAAAGGGUCUGGGGGAGGGGGUUAACCCUGACAUGGACCCCUCUGAGCAUUCCUCCUGUUGUUGGAAUGAAACAGAGCAGCCAGCCAAUGAGUAAAGAGUGACAGCUUGUGCACCUCCUUCACACUGGAUCUGAAGUCUUCGUGAAAGGGAGGAGGAUAGCUGUGGCUCCUCACCACCCGACCCACGGGCUUCCCCGCACGUGUCAGCAUUGUGAUGUCAGUAUUUACCGCUCCCUGUUCAAUGGCUGGUCAAAUAACCCCUAUAGUUAGGACAGAUUCAGGACACUAGAGGUGGAUAUGAGGGUCAUCGUGGAUCUGUAUACUGCACCGCUGAUUGGUAUUCACGAUGCAUGCUUUUUAUUAGUGGUUAUGUUUGAAGUCUCUCUUCUCCAAUAGUUUAUGACGUAUGUAACCUUCCAUGUUUGCUUCUGAUCAAUAGGAAUGUAGCGUCACUGCCACUCCUGGAAUAUCUCUGCUCCUGGUCCCAAGCCGUCUCAAUGACAUUAGCCAAAGUUAGGUUUAUCAUUUAUGCCCUAGUUACGGUAAAAGUUCAUGUGUUGCCUGCCAUCCUUCAUACCAUUUAGAUGUCAACCUUACAGUAAGUAAAAGGCUUCCAAGGUUAAGGCAAGAGAGAAAUAGGAAACAAAAUAGAGAGGUUUUAAGGUUUUUCUUCUUAAGCCAAAUGUUUUAUGUAAGAUACAAAAUUGUUAACACAUCGUAAAAAAUGUGGAUGUGUGAACAGCUGUAGUUUAUAGUUAUGGAAAGUGUAUUUUCCUUUGAUCAAAUAAAUAAUGCUGGACUAUUCAA